Papilio machaon (common yellow swallowtail) is the source of this 424-nucleotide messenger RNA. It is a transcript of the gene Lamtor5, whose product is annotated as ragulator complex protein LAMTOR5 homolog. Gene Ontology annotation, molecular function: guanyl-nucleotide exchange factor activity. The coding region runs from base 115 to 387 and encodes 90 amino acids. NCBI's taxonomy places the organism in Eukaryota, Metazoa, Arthropoda, Insecta, Lepidoptera, Papilionidae. The record is from RefSeq and is a predicted model, not a curated record. Gene Ontology annotation, cellular component: Ragulator complex; cytoplasm; lysosome. Gene Ontology annotation, biological process: cellular response to amino acid stimulus; positive regulation of TORC1 signaling. The transcript has a single exon.
CAGCGAAUUGUCACUGUCAGUUAGUUGAUUUAUCGAUUUUAUCAAAACAAAGCCAUCUUUGUUGAGGUUGAGGCCACAGGUUGAGGCAAAAUAUCUAAGGAAAAAAACACUACUAUGGAGAAGGAUCUGGAUAAGGUUGUGGAUGAAAUAAUGGCUACGCCUCAAAUAAACGGGUGUAUAGUUGCCGAUCAUCAGGGGCUCUGUCUCGCAGCUAAAGGGACAGCUCAUGUCGACUCCGCCGGAAUUAUCGUGGCAUUAUCAGAGCAGGCGUGUAAAAUACAGCCAAAUUUGAAGCCUCCUACAAUCUGCUUGGAAACGGAUAAGAAGUUAUGUCUGGUACAGCGACAUGGCACUAUAACCGGAGCUAUUUUUAAACUGAAGACAUAAACUAUUCUUUUAUAUUAAGUUUAAAUUAAUUAUGUUU